Messenger RNA from Rhipicephalus microplus (southern cattle tick), 1918 nucleotides. RefSeq lists its product as uncharacterized. Gene Ontology annotation, molecular function: DNA-binding transcription factor activity, RNA polymerase II-specific; protein dimerization activity; RNA polymerase II transcription regulatory region sequence-specific DNA binding. Gene Ontology annotation, biological process: developmental process; regulation of transcription by RNA polymerase II. The record is from RefSeq and is a predicted model, not a curated record. NCBI's taxonomy places the organism in Eukaryota, Metazoa, Arthropoda, Arachnida, Ixodida, Ixodidae.
AUGGCGAGUGUGCUGCCCAGUCCGCCGUCCAGCGAUGACCACCUGACCUCGGCUGGGUUCUUCAGUCACGUGCCGGCUUGGACUACGACGACCAUUUUGCCCGGACUUUCUAGAAGCAGCCGUGAGUUUGACUGCCGGCCAUGCACACCGGAGACGCCCGACGACUCUUCAAGCCGGGACUCGGACUCCUCGCCGAACCACGUACUCAAGGACGGCGGCAGUGCGCUGCAGGACGGGUGCGCAACGGUGACGUCAUCUUCGUCUUCGUCGCCGAAGUCGGCCUACAAACACGUGCCGCACCGCGAGAAACCUCCGCACCUGGUGGCCCGAAGGAACGCCAGGGAGCGGCGCCGAGUGCAGGCGGUGAACAACGCCUUCUGCAGGCUACGGAAAUGCGUGCCGGUUGAGAACAGGGCUAAGAGACUGUCAAAGGUCAAAACCCUUCACAGAGCUAUCGAAUACAUUCAGGCCCUUCAGCAUCUUCUCACGGAAGCGGACAAAGCUGUUACGUCAUCUACCACUACACCCGAAGUCUGCACUCCUAGCGCAACCUAUCCAGAAACACCAGCGCCAGUUUGUGACAAGGAGAACGAUGCUAGUCAACGCUGGAUAACUCUGGAAAACGCGCCCGUUUGCGGAACGGACAGUUAUUCCAGUUACCUCAACUUCUACGAGGAAUGUGGCAUAACGUUUGCCAGUUGACUUCGCUGAAACACUCCGCGAAACCCGGUCUACAUAAAACCCCACACACUUCGGAGCAUCGUGCACCUUGCUGGCGAGCACCUCGUGUGACGUCAAUCAUCGACGAGGCCAACAUGUGACGUCACACAAUGACCAUGGACACAAAUAACUCAGUGGCUCCUGUGGAUUCGUGCGACUUAUAAAGAUGACAGUGAAGCUGAUCACGCAUUGCUGUAUCGUGAGGCCAUUUCCCAAAGGUGUGGCAUAGUGAACUGACGGGCUCCGUUAUACCGUUAGUGCAGAGCAACUGUGACUGAUGCUGUUCGUGACGCUCCAUUUUUUGGAGCGUAGUCCCCAAAUGAUCGAGACAUACCUCUGCAACCCGUGUACAUAGUUUUGACUUGUUUACGUGCUCGCAAUAGCCUAAUUCAUUUCCGAGAUUCGGGGCACAAGUGAUUCUCAAGAUAUGCGAAAUGAUACAUUCCAUAGGUUUGCGAUAGCAUGUCUCAGUUCCGAGAGCUUGGGUACAGGUGACUCCCAAGAUAUGUGACAUCAUUCCAUGGACACUACCAUUUUUUACCUGCUUAACGAGUGCCAUCACCCGAGCUUAAGUACGAAAAUCAUUCAGCGCAUGAAUGUUCUUCAUCAUGCAAGGGAGCCUUCGUCCCGAACCACAAAGCAUGAGAGGACGUCAUACCGUCGAAAGUAUCCGAGUGAUUAUCUUUUUGCAAGACUGUUGUAUUUUCCUCGACCUUCUGGAGAAUUUGAGCAGUAUUACGACUGGUCACAAGUGUGUCUUACCUACUCAUUUUCUCGCGCUCUUUUUCCGUGUUGCCAAACGUUUAGUACUCAUUUUCAUUUGUUUCGUUGCGUAUGUGCCUAAGUCAAGUACGUCUAAGGGCACACAGUGGUGAUCUGUUGAACCUCUAUGCAAGACUGUGUUAUACAUAAGACAUCAGGGAUUUUGUCUCCAAGGAACACUUCUGGCCACCGCGUUAUGGGCAUUUGAUGCGGCAAGACUGCUUAAUUUUUUUUCUCAUUAAUUAUGUGUUUUCUCGGGGCAUUUGCUUGUGUGUAUACUCAAGGACGUUCCUUUCAAAGUGGCAUUGCAGAGUUUUCCUAGUCUUUUCUGUUUUUUUUUUCUCGUUGUUACUUGUAUUCUCCUCUUGUUGUAAAUACGAGCUCACUCUGUGGCAGAAGAGAUUUGCAAAUUCAAUAAAAAAUGAAUUAAAAAAGA